AUGAAGGUGUUUCGCUUCCAUUAUCAUAACUUUUUGGUCACUCAUUGCUAUCAGCUAUCAGGUUUCAAACGAUAUGAAUCCGUCCCAGUGCAGUUUCCAAAAGACAUAUGUAUCUUCCGCGUGAAUCAAAUAAAAUUUGCAGCUGCCUUACAUUACCGAAACGAUGGACAAUUGGAGUUCCUUUUAUUUAAAAGCAAUAAUGGCAGUUAUAGACAAGUUUUUGAUCGCUUGACCCCUCUUGCUGUAGAUAUGGAUUGCAUAACAUUCGGAACCAGAGGUUUUAUUGCGCUAGCAUAUAAUUUAAGCGAAGCAGUUACGGAUGUAACCAUUGGAGCACCAAUUUUUGAAGUAACUCGUCAAGAAAUUUCAACAGUUCAAUUCUUGGCAACCCAGCACCAGAGCAGGGUAUAUUUAAGAAGCCACAACCUUAAACUAUAUUUGGUCCAAACUCAUCACUAUCCAAAUCUCUCGGACCCUGGUCAUUGUCCAUUUUUCGAAUGGUCUGGAUACCAUUUCAACUACAUGGGCAGGAUUCCAUGUGAGAAUGCCAGGCAUAUUGAAGCAUUUACCGCGGAUGAUGCAGCGUACGUUAUGGUGGCGAAUUAUGCCAAUUUCGAAGGACAACAAGCAACAACUUUUCUUUACAAAUAUCGGCACGAUCAGAAGAAGUUUGUUGAACAUCAGAAAUUUGGAACUCAAGAAGCUGCCGAUGUUAGAUACUUUUACAUUGAAAAUAAGGAAAAGUUGAAGGAUCAUUUUGUGGUAGUAGCCAAUGCCAUGAGAGCUGAAGGUCAAAGCCAGUUCAAAGACUUGGGAUCACAGUCAGUUAUCUACAAAUACAAAAACGGCGUAUUUGUGCCCUUACAACAACUGAAUUUUCAUAACGUCACAGCAUUCCUACCGAUUCACAAUGAAAUAGAUAAAUUUGUAUUAUUGGUUGCUUGCAAGAACCAAGAUAUGAAGUUCCUUCGCUAUGAUGGUCAACAAUUUGAUAUCUCACGAGUUCAGCUAACUACUGGGGCCUUUGCUAAAGGAGUUACAUCAUUACGAUCGUUUAAGGAGUCGAAUGAGACUUACAUAGUUGUAGCCAAUGAAAGGAUGAUGGUUAAUGAAACCAAUGUAUAUCUGCCCUUUUAUAAGAUCAAGGAAAAUCGAACUGAUCUGAAACGUAAAAUGAUGGAGCAGUUUAAGAAAUUGUAUGCUAAACUUACCAAUGGCACUUUUGCUAGUCGAAUUAACCGAGUUGAGUCCGUAGUGAAAAACUUUGGCCAAAGUAUUGGCGUUUUUAACAAUGCGAAUAUAAGUGCAGUCGAAUCUGAAGUGGUUAUUAAUCCAAAAUCAAACCUCACAAAAAGAUUUUGGCGAAAACUAGCAGCUGCUACGGAAGAUAUCCAAAAGCUUGAGGAACAAUUUGCAGAACUAUCUGGGAAUAAAAGCGCUAACACCACUGAAAGUGAUUGUACUUUUGAGUCCCUUCAAUUGGAUACGCUGACUGUUACCGACGUCCUCAAAAUAAGCACCAUAAACAAUAAAUCCAUUGACCACUUCGCACUAGAUAGAAUCAUUGCCGACAAGGUCAUAGUUAAAGGAAAAUUCCAAAUAUUGAACAAUACGGAUGAAGCAGAUCCUGCAAUGGAGUCGUUGGAUUCUGAAAGUCUCAAUAGAACGACCCGACAAAGCGAUUUUUCUGAAAUCCGCGUAAAAAAUAUAAUCGUUACCGGGACAAUAAAUGGAUGGAAUCUGACUGAAUUUCGAAACAGUAUUCUCAAAAAAACAGGCAAUCAGAUAAUCACAGCACCUUUUAAUUUCACCCAGUUAGAUGUGGGUGAUCUCCAAAUUAAUGGUAGUAUUAACGGUGAGCGGCCUUCGAAAGUGGUGAUGGUAAACGAAGGAAAUUUCGUUGUCGAUCAAGACUUAAUUUUCGCUGAAGGCGCUGAAGUUAAUCAUCUUGUGGUUAAUAAUCGACUAAGUCAUAUUUACGUGGUAGACGGCCAACUCCAAGCACUGUAUAAGAACCAUAGUGAGGUGCAGAUUAUCCGGGGAUGGAAGAAAUUCGAAAACGUGAAUUUACUGGAACCGUUUGAGCUUAAGGGUAAAAUCCACAGUGCGCAACUAGAUAAAAUGAAUCCCGUGGUUGUGAUAUCGGAAGACCUUAAUCUCGAAGGUGACUACGAAAUAACCGGGUCAGUUCUCAUUACCAAACAGAUCUCGGCUACCAAUUUUCACGGGGUCUCAUCCCAGAGAAAUGUUCUGGAAAUCCUAGAAAACGGUUUAUCUGUGAAGACACCAGCAAUCUAUCAACAAAUGAAUUUCCAAGCUCCACUAAAGACGAAAAAUUUAAACGCAACUUUUGUGAAUAAUAUCGACACCAGAGACUUUAUUACAAAUGAUGGAAAUGAGGAGGUAAUCAUCACCGGAACUAAGGUCUUCAGAAAUGAUCUCCGUAUAAGUAGAGGCCCUUGUGAUGUUCAAAAUGUUAACAGGAUUAAUAUCAACGAUUUAUACGAAAACCGUUUGCGAAAGCACGGAAACCAAACAAUCACCGGACAGUUUACAUUUAAGAGCGUUCAUACCGCAGGCAUCAAGUCAGCAUCCAAAAUUCUUCUUAAUGGAACUGAUAUUAACGACAUCCUCACGAAAUCAACAUCACAAACACUUGCGGAAGUUAAUAUCCAACAUUUACAAACAAGAGCGAUUAACAUUACCAGCAUGACUACGUCGAAAUCCAAAGUUUUCAAUCACAGCCUGGACUAUAUGAUAAAAGAUACUGUCCUUCCUGGAACCUCAGCAGAAAUCCUGGGUCAUAAAAGAUUCAAAGGAAAUUUCACAAUCAACAAUUUAUUUGUUAAGAAAAGGAUCAAUCACCAAUCGGUCAAAAAGUUAAAAGAAUCUUUGAAAGAAAUCCUGAGUGAAGGCGAUAUUUCCAUUGAUGGCGAUGUCAUAAUUGAGGAUGAUCUGCAAAUCGAGCAAAUUGUCUUUGAUGGCAAAAUAAACGGGAUUCCCGCGGAAAAUUUCGGUUCUUGUUGGCUCCUGAAUGAAGGAGAUCAGGAGUUCACAGCUCCACAGGAAUUUAGUCAUUUAAUUGCUGAGAAUAUGCAUGUGGCCAAAAGGAUCAAUGACCAUAGAAUCGCGAAUAUUAUUAAACAACUUUACUGGCUUGAUCAAGAAGAAUUUCUGCCGAAUGUAACCUUUGCCAAAGUUAUUGCUGAGGACGAGUUCAUCACAAAAGGACGUAUAAAUGGGUUAAAAUUUGCUGAAGAUGUGCUUCUAAAAGAGACCUCAGAGACACAAAUCAUAGAAGCUCCGGUAUUCUGCGAAGGCGAUUUAAUAGUCACAGGGGAAAUCCGCGAUCUUAAGGUCCUCAAUAAUAUUGACCUUGUUAAAUUGCAAGCCGUUUUAAAAGGCGAAACGAAAAAUGCUAAGCUCACUAUCGAUUCGGCUAACUUUGAAACAUACCCAAAGUUCCGUCUCCUCAACGGAUACGACUUGAAAGAAGUCUAUAAGAACGUUUGGCUUGCUAAUGAGGACACUGUUAUUGAAGGUCAUAUGAUCUUCAAUGAUGUCGAGCUGAAAGCACAUGCUGUCUUAAAUGGUCCCAUGAAUGGAGUGGAUCUCGAUUUUCUGCAGCAGCACUAUUUCAGUCUUACAAAAGCACAAAGGGUUUCGACACCUAUGACCUUCAAAGGACCAGUUGAGUUUAUGGAAUCGUUGAGUAGUGAGGAGAUGAAUUUAACUGGUGUUCUUGUGGACAAUAUCAGCAAACGGACCAUCAAUAUCAGUGACUUUGCUCUGAAUACACUUCGUGAAGAUAUAUAUCAGGAAAUCACUGGAGAGUGGAAAAUUUUCAAUGCUAUAGUCGAAGGAGAUCUGAAUAAUGUUCGAAUAAAUGGACUCAACCUUGUAGAUGAUGUCCUCCGUUAUGAUGUCACCACAACUCAAAAAAUUACAGCCCCGAAAAAUUUCACUAACCUGAUAAUAGCUGACCUCGAAUGUGCUGAACAUGCAACUAUAAACAAAAUAGAUAUCUUGGAUUGGUUACGAAAUUCGGCAUUCAUUUACGGCAACUACACUAUACAAGGAACAACCACUAUCGAUGAUAUUACCGUGUACGAGGACGUUACUGUUUUCGGGACUGUAAAUGGUGUUAAAUUCGAUGAGAAACAUUUGUUGUUAGUGGACACGAAUCAAACAAUUCAUGGCAACGUGGUAAUGGGGGCGGAGUUUGAGAAGACACAUCAGAUUAAACCAUUGUCCAUUGAACAUAUGGAUGUUGAAACAAUUAAUGGCGUCAAUGUGAAGGACUUUUUCAGGGAUCUUGUGCCAUUUAAAAACGAGUUAAAGAUUAAGGGUGGUCUCACUUUUGAGAAUACUCCAAUUGUUAGAAAAUUCCAUAGUGAUCGAGGCUUACUUAAUUUAGAGAAUUCAACUGAUGGUGCCCUGAAUUCUGUGAAACGCUUGAUAGAGGACCACAAACAUCUUGUUGAAAGUUUUAAAGAGAAAAAGGCCUUCUUGAGUCAUCACAAAUUCAAACCGAAAAUGUCAGGAAAAGUACAUAAAGUUUUGCAUUUAAAAGUUCAAACGGGGCUAGGCCGAACGGAGGAGAGGAUUGCAGCUCUACGAGGCGACAAGGAGGCAUACAUAACAUUCCACAGAUGGGACGAACAGGAAGGAUUCUUUGACCUGGAAAAUGAAUUAUUCUCAUGGUUGGCCAAGAAUUCAACAAUCGUCGAUUUCGAUAAAGUCACUGUUCAAGGAGCAGACAUUCUUGUGAUUGAAACAGUCAACGAGAAAGCCUACAAUAAGCACUUCAUAACGAGCAUGAAACAGGACUUACAGUUGAUCUUCCAGUUGACCGCCAACCAAAGCGAAAAGGUGAUUCCAGUUGAAUACAAGGAGCAGCAAUGUUUCUUGCUGCACGCUUAUUUCCAUCGCAAUUUGGUGCUGCAUUGCAUGAAACUAUCACCGGAAGGAAAUAUUGAACCACUCAAGGAAUUAGUCAUAUAUACCGAGGACGUAGUUUUGCAGGUUCACACUCUGAAUGGAUCUCAAUUCAUAGUCGCAAUGGGAUCUCGUGUAGAUAUUUGGGACUUAGAUUUCCAAUUGAGUCCAGUUCUGGUUAUUCCUGUAUCAAAUCCAGUCUCAAUUUCUUCUGCAAGCUUUGAUGACGACGAUUACUUGGCAAUUGCUGCUGCCGGCGGAAGUGUGGAGCUUUACAGAUCGUCCAACGGCUCAAUGUACACCUUCAUACAGUCAAUCGAAGCAAAACACAUCAUAGACACCAAGUUUUCCGUUAUUGCUACUUCGAAGGACCUUCUCCUUUAUGUUCUCACUGCGGAUCUUCGAAAUCCAUUCAGUGGCUACAUUUAUCGUGGAGUUUUGAACUUCCAGAAAUACCUCACGCCGAUCAACUUCAAGCCGGCGAAACGGUUCGACUUAAUCUCGAUGCAGGAACAUGGUAAAUACUUUAUUUCUUACCAAGUCGAUGAAGAAGUACAAUUUUUAGAAGCGGUAGUGCCGCGAGCUUGA
This is a messenger RNA of Hermetia illucens (black soldier fly), 5526 nucleotides long. RefSeq lists its product as uncharacterized. Gene Ontology annotation, molecular function: protein binding. Bases 1 to 5526 code for a protein of 1841 amino acids. Gene Ontology annotation, biological process: signal transduction. NCBI's taxonomy places the organism in Eukaryota, Metazoa, Arthropoda, Insecta, Diptera, Stratiomyidae. The record is from RefSeq and is a predicted model, not a curated record. The transcript has 20 exons.